Molecule: messenger RNA, 2391 nt
Organism: Ambispora gerdemannii
Lineage: Eukaryota; Fungi; Glomeromycota; Glomeromycetes; Archaeosporales; Ambisporaceae
Source: the annotation of a GenBank genome assembly
AUGAGUAGCAAGAGAGCAAAAAAGUUGUAUACAGAAGGAUUAGAAGACAUUUUGCCUGACCAUAAUGUUGGUCACAAGCAAGGUUCUAUGUAUGGAGAAGUUGAGGGUUUGCAGCAUGCCGCUGUCAUCGCGAAUGCUGGCGGGUUGUUAACUAGUGUUGCUGCUCUGUCAUCUGGUGCUGCUAAUGGUGCUAUCUUGGCCGGUCCAAUUGUUCAAGCUUGUGCUAUAUUAUUUCGUGAAAUUGUCGACCUUACCGAGAAAGCAGAACACAAUAAAAAGACAUGUCGUAGAUUAACGGAUCGUAUACGUGUAGCAAACAAAAUCCUUGAAAGAAAAGUUCGUGGAGUUGAAAUUGGGAACGAUAAUUACAUUGCCUUAUGCAAGUAUAAAGAUGCAAUCGUGGAGGCCAAAGAGUUUAUACUUAGAAUAAAGUGGAAAUUUGGUGAUCUGGCACAUAAUCUCGACACUGCAAUCGCGCAAUUAGGACUGGAACAGAUCGUGCGAACUCGCCAAGAUAUAGAAGAGGACUCGAAGCUCUUAAAAGAUGAGAUCAAAACAACAUUUUCAGUAAUUGAAGAGGUUAUGAGAAAUAUUUUCAACAAAGAAGAUAGUAUAGUCAUCAAUGUUAAAGCAUUAGAUGAAAAAAUGGAUGUUAUGCAUGAAGCCAUUAAAAACAUGUACAAUCCACAAAACAUUCCAUCAAAUUUGCACAAGACACGAAUAGAUUGUAAACAUAUAACAGAAAUUGAUGACGAUGAAGAAGAGAGUAGCAAUAAUACAAGGUAUAAAAGUUCUCAUGGUAAUAUACGUGGUCAAGUCCGAAAAAUGAAAUAUAUUGCCCAAGGUGUGGCUCAAAAAGAAAUCGGUUAUGUUGAUACGUUGCAUGAAAAACCAGAGACUAUUGAACGCCAAGUGGCAAUUCUUACUGAAUUAAAAGAUUGUGAAUAUAUAAUCAGAUUUCAUGGAACAAUGCAACGCGCUGGACGACUCUAUAUAAUAUCCGAAUGGGCAGAGUUAGGAGAUUUAAAUAGUUAUCUGAAAAAUAAUCCCGACCUUUCUUGGUCAUUUAAGAUCAGAAUCGCCUCGGAAAUUGCGAGUGGAUUAACAUUUUGUCAUACAUUUGAUAUUUUGCAUCAUGAUAUUAGAAGUCACAAUAUAUUAUUGACUGAAAACUUAGUAGGGAAAAUAAAUAACUUCAGCUCCAGUCGUAAAGAAGUUGACCACACUUUAGAUUCCAACCAUUUUAAAGAUCUCGCAAAUCAAUACAAGUGGUUAGCUCCAGAAAAGCUUCGCGAACAUAAAGUCCCUUACACUAAACAAUGUGAUAUAUACAGUUUCUCGAUUGUUUUAUGGGAGCUUGCAUCCCAAGAAAUGCCUUUCGAAAACUAUUCAACUAUAGGUGAAUUAAUUAGUGCGGUCGUGUCAGGAACUCGACCCCAAUUGAUAAGAGAUACACCGUCAGCAUACGAGAAAAUAAUGCAAGAAGGAUGGAGAGAUAAACCGAUAAGAAGACCGACCGCUUCGAGUAUGUUCAAAGAAUUGAAUAGUCUUAACAAACAAAUGUCAAAUUCUUUACGACAUUUUAAAUCACAAUCUGUUUUGUCUGAUUCAUCAACAUUAACGGGAUCGCAACAUAAUUCUGAUUCCAACAUUCGUAAUGUCCAGGAGUCAUCUAAUUCCAGCAUUCAGAAUAUCCCUGAGUUAUCUAAUUCCAGCAUUCAGAAUAUCCAUGAGUUAUCUAAUCCACAACCGUUUCAAAUCAAUGAACAUUCUUCAAAUGAUUCAAUUAAAGAAACACCCCCCAAAGACCCAAAUGAAUGUGAAGAUUCGGGACAACUAGGGAUCGAAUUAUAUAUUGAUCCCCGAACAGUCGAUGUAGCACACGCAAAAAAACUUCAUCAACAAAAAAAAUAUGCACAAGCUUGGCCUAUCUUUAAAAAUUUCGCAGAGAAAGGUGAUCGCAUUGCGGAAUUUUACGUCGGCUAUUAUUUGCUUACCGGUGAUCGCGGUGUACCUCAAAACAAAGAAUUGGCAGUCGAAUAUUUUCGUCGUUCUGCAGAAAAGGGAAUUGCUGAUGCACAGUUCAGAUACGGUGUUGCACUGUUAUGUGGUGAAGGAGUUGAGAAAAAUUCAAUUAAUGAUCAGAUUGCAAUUGAGAAUCUGAGAAAAGCAGCUCAGAAUGGUAAUCGAAAUGCAAUGUACAAUUAUGGAGAUCUGUUGAUUAAUGGCGCCCAUGGUCUUCCAGAAGAUCUUGACGAAGGAGCACGAUGGAUGAGAAAAGCACACGAUAAAGGACAUCCUCAGGCAUAUAAAAAAUUAGCUAUCCGUUUAGAUUUUUUAAACAAACCAAUUCCUGACGAUAUUUCAAAAUGGCUAAGUACUCAUGGAUAA